AUGCCUCCCAAAGGAUCCAAAGCGCCAUCAUCGGCAGCAUCCAGAGCUCGCGCCUCUGCAUCAUCAUCCACAUCCACAUCCCCGUCCUCGCCACUGUCAACACUAUACAACUCAUACGUCGAGAACUCACCAAAGAGAUUGAAAGUGGUCGAUGCAUUCCUGGUCUUCUUGAUGCUUUCAGGCAUUAUUCAGUUCGUCUACUGUGCCCUGAUCACCAAUUUCCCUUUCAACUCUUUCAUCGCAGGCUUCGCGUCAACUGUUGGCCAGUUCGUCCUUGCAGCAUCACUGCGUAUGCAGGCAAAUCCUGAGAACGGCAAGACGUUCCCAAAGGUGUCUCCGGAGAGAGCAUUUGGAGACUUUCUGUUUGGCUCGGUGAUUCUUCAUUUCUUUGUAUUCAACUUUUUGGGUUAG
Molecule: messenger RNA, 411 nt
Organism: Ustilago hordei
Lineage: Eukaryota; Fungi; Basidiomycota; Ustilaginomycetes; Ustilaginales; Ustilaginaceae
Exons: 2
Coding region: 1-411 (136 amino acids)
Biological process (GO): protein N-linked glycosylation
Cellular component (GO): membrane; oligosaccharyltransferase complex
Source: RefSeq, a predicted model, not a curated record